AUGCCGUCCCCGACAACGACCAGAACAUAUGCACCCGCCUAUACAGAUGCGGCCAAGCAUUUGACAUCGCUCUCAACAUCCACGUGGGGCAGUUGGCUUCCCGGUAUCACUAGAAUCAGCGCCACCGAUACUGAUGAUCCGUACGGACAGACGGCAUGGUCAUCAAUGUGGCUGCAGGCUGAUCUGCACAACUACACAACUACCGGUUUAUAUUCCACCACUGUCAGCCCUACUCCGAUUCCAAGCAGCGAGUUGGUCCUGCCACCGAGCGAUUAUUUACCUCCAAUGGACUGCUAUGAUUUCCCCGACGGCUUUGUGUUUGGCGUUGCUGGUAGUGCUGCUCAAAUCGAGGGAGGAGUCGGCCUUGAAGGUCGCUCUCCGUCCUUGCUAGAAAAGCUGGUUCCUGACAAUGAGCCUAAGGACUAUGUCACCAACGAGAACUACUUCCUAUACAAGCAGGAUAUUGAGCGUAUGGCAGCCAUGGGAGUCGAGUACUACAGUUUCACAAUUCCUUGGUCCCGCAUUCUGCCAUUCGUCUUGCCCGGGACACCCGUCAACAAGCAGGGGAUCGACCAUUACGCCGAUUUAAUUGACACCGUUCUGAAGGCUGGUAUGCAACCGAUUGUCACCAUGCUUCACUUUGACAGUCCUCUGAUGUUCAUCGCCGGUGACAACAUGACAAGGCACCCGGAAAUCGGCUACAACAACGCCGGCUAUCAGAACUCUACUUUCGUGGAUGCCUUUGUGAAUUAUGGCAAAGUUCUUCUCGCGCAUUAUGCCGAAAAGGUGCCGAUCUGGGUAACCUUCAAUGAGCCUCUGCUCUACUCUUUUAACUUCCAAGGCGUUGAUAAUGUGGUUCACGCCCAUGCCCAGAUGUACCACUUCUAUCAUGAUGUCUUGAAAGGAACCGGUAGCAUCGGUAUCAAGUUCAAUGACAACUUCGGCGUGCCGAAAGAUCCUCACAACGCCUCUCACGUUCAAGCGGCCAACAGAUUCCAGGAAAUGCAGCUAGGGAUCUUUGCAAACCCUAUUUUCCUUGGAAAGCAAUAUCCGGAGUCUGUUUUGAAGACCAUGCCAGGCGCCAGGCCGUUGAACCGCACGCAACUGGAGUACAUAAAUGGUACCUCGGAUUUCUUUGGCAUUGAUCCAUAUACUGCAACUGUCGUGUCACCCGUCGAUGAGGGUAUUGAAGCCUGCGCCAAAAAUCUCUCGUCCUCCAACUCUUUGUUCCCCUUCUGUGUCAACCAGGAGACAAAAAACAUCUUCGGCUGGAAUAUCGGCUACAGAUCGGCCAGCUAUGUCUAUAUUACGCCAACCUAUUUCCGGGAGUACCUUUUCUAUCUGUGGAAUACUUUCAAGACUCCCGUCUUUGUGACUGAGUUUGGAUUUCCGGUUUACGGAGAAGCAACCAAGGAGUUAUCAGAUCAGCUCUUCGACUCACCCCGAAGCGUUUACUAUUCCUCUUUCAUGCAGGAGAUCCUAAAAUCCAUCUAUGAAGAUGGAGUACACGUUAUGGGAGCGCUGGCCUGGAGCUUCAUGGACAAUUGGGAGUUUGGUGACUACUCAGCCCAGUUUGGGGUUCAGAAGGUGAACCGAACAACUCAGCAAAGAUUUUACAAGAAGAGUUUCUUCGAUCUUGUGGACUUUGUCAAGACCCGCCAGCGCUCCAACUGA
This is a messenger RNA of Penicillium cinerascens, 1674 nucleotides long. Its product is annotated as glycoside hydrolase family 1 protein. The coding region runs from base 1 to 1674 and encodes 557 amino acids. The record is from RefSeq and is a predicted model, not a curated record. Gene Ontology annotation, molecular function: beta-glucosidase activity. Gene Ontology annotation, biological process: carbohydrate metabolic process. NCBI's taxonomy places the organism in Eukaryota, Fungi, Ascomycota, Eurotiomycetes, Eurotiales, Aspergillaceae. The transcript has 4 exons.